UAACAUAAAUAUAUAAGCCUCCUUCUGUGAAAUAUAGAAUUAUUCCUUUCAAUAAUGCUUCGGUCGAUGUAUCAAAGGUCUAAUGCUUUUAGGCUUAUGCUUCCAUCUCGCCGAUUGCAGCAAACAGUCGCGGAAACCCAGAUCAAACAUAUACCGACGCCAGCUCCGCCAGUGAACCCAAUAGUUAAGUCAAGUCCAAAUAAAACAGUCGGCAAAUGGUUUCUAGGAUGCAGUGGCAUGGUCUUCGUUGCUGUUGGACUGGGUGGCGUGACAAGGCUGACUGAGUCUGGCCUUUCAAUGGUAUCUUGGAACUUGAUUGGCGAGCAUAUGCCACGAAAUCGAGAUGAAUGGAUUAAAGAGUUUGAGAAAUAUCAACAGUAUCCAGAAUUUAAGCUAAAGAAUGCCAAAAUGACUGUGGACGAGUUUAAAUUUAUUUAUAUAAUGGAAUAUAUACACAGAAUGUGGGGUCGUGCAAUUGGAGCAUUUUUCAUACUGCCUGCCGCAUACUUCUGGAAGAAGGGCUACUUUUGCGCAAAAACAAAGAAAAUGGUUCUGGUAUUGGGAACAUUAAUUGGCCUGCAAGGAUUGAUGGGAUGGUAUAUGGUUAAGUCCGGAUUGGAGAACAGAUUUGAUAAUCCAAAUGAUGUGCCUCGAGUUUCUCAAUAUCGACUAGCCUCCCAUUUAGCUGCAGCAUUUGUGCUAUAUUCGUUAUUCUUAUCGAACGCGAUGUCGAAAUUGAUACCAGCGGAAUCAUUGACGUCGGCAGCAAAGCGUAUACCUAAAAUAAAAAUGCUGUCGCACUUAACGAAAGGCAUGGUGUUCCUGACGGCAAUCUCUGGUGCAUUUGUGGCUGGACUGGAUGCUGGAUUGGUUUACAACUCAUUUCCGAAAAUGGGUGAUGACUGGAUACCCGAUGACAUUCUGCAAUUUAAGCCAAUACUCAGAAAUGUUACAGAAAACCCAACAACGGUUCAAUUUAACCAUCGCAUCUUAGGCAUCACAACUGUAUCAUUGAUCACAGCCUUGUGGCUGACAAUGAGAGGACAGAAACUGCCCAAGCGUGCAAAGUGGGCUAUCAAUGCGGUCGCUGUUAUGGCCUGGACCCAAGCUACCUUAGGUGUAACUACCUUGUUAAAUUAUGUACCUGUGCCUUUGGCAACAGCUCAUCAAUCUGGUUCAUUGAUACUCCUAAGCACUGCCGUGUGGCUUUCACAUGAACUUCGGCUUUUGAAGUACAUACCUAAGUAAAUAAUAGUAUUUGUUUGAUAUUGAUGAUUAC
Drosophila arizonae is the source of this 1279-nucleotide messenger RNA. Its product is annotated as heme A synthase COX15. Lineage: Eukaryota; Metazoa; Arthropoda; Insecta; Diptera; Drosophilidae. Gene Ontology annotation, molecular function: oxidoreductase activity, acting on NAD(P)H, heme protein as acceptor. The record is from RefSeq and is a predicted model, not a curated record. Gene Ontology annotation, cellular component: mitochondrial inner membrane. Gene Ontology annotation, biological process: heme A biosynthetic process.